This is a messenger RNA of Brugia malayi, 1578 nucleotides long. RefSeq lists its product as uncharacterized. The transcript has 12 exons. Lineage: Eukaryota; Metazoa; Nematoda; Chromadorea; Rhabditida; Onchocercidae. The coding region runs from base 1 to 1578 and encodes 525 amino acids. The record is from RefSeq and is a predicted model, not a curated record.
AUGAGUGCUUUGGAACGGAAACGUGCAUGGAAUCGUGAUUUAGCGAAAAAAGCAGCAGCAACAGCAGUUGCAAAAUCUACUGUUGCACCAAUUUCUAGUGAAGGGCCAAAACUGAGAUCUUACUGUGGAGUGGAUUCUACAGAGCUAUUAAGUCGACAAACGACUUUAGAAAAGCGUUGUUUUGAGCCAUCUAUCAGUGAGCUUUACAAUUUUGAACACCCUUCCUUUGAUAAGGAUGUCAGUUUUUCGUUCAAAGUGUCUAAUGCGCGUUACAUAAAGAAGGGCGAGUUAAUUGUAAGUUCGAUGAAAAGAAACUACAGUGACACAGAUUUGAAGCCGCCUGUCAGAAUAAUCGUUCGAAGUAGAAGUUCAUCGGAAAUGUUAGGAAAAUCUGUAUUAGAAACGACGAAAACAACUUUGGUAUCGAAUGGCAGUAAUUCAGCGCAGAGUUCGUUCAGUGAGAAACAUUUAAAUACAUCUGGAUGCAUUCUAAAGUCUGAAUUGCGUAACUCUUGUUCAUGGAAUCCCAAAAAAAGGAAAGUUGAAGGUAAUGCAGAACCACCUACCAAGUUGGAAGAGAAAGUGGAUUCGAAAAAAAAAGUGUUGGCAAAGACGAUUUCUGCGAUACCAUCCCUUGUUGUAAACGAAGGAGCCGCUAGAAAUAGAAAUAAAUGUUUCCCCGGAGCGAUCUGUUCAUCGCGUCUUUCCGCAGCGUUAAACCGUAACUCUGAGUGGGAAAAAUUGGCACUGAAGAGUAGAUCCAUAUUUUUGAAACAGAGAAGUCAGAAAAUGCUAAAGGAUCGUUUGGAAAAGUACUGUGUAAUAAAACAGAAAUCUCAUAUGUACUACGAAGGAAAAUCAGAUGCAAAGGAAGCAAGUCAAACACCAGUAACUCACUAUUUAACAAACAGAGGAGAAUUUAAUCAAGACUUUUUUUGUCUCUUCUCCAGUGAUCUCAAUAAAAAUAAAGUCAAACAAAGCGGAAUUUUAUGUGGAAGUAAUGAGAGUGAGACUUCGGUGGAGAAAAACAUGCCUUCAAGAAGAAUUUUGAAUCAUGGGAUUUCAAAGCUUGACAUGCAGGGGUUUAGAAAAAUUCCAUUCUCUUCUCUAAUUAAAAGUGUACCACUUACCGCAGUCGACGGGAAUAGUAGUAAAGUUAUGAAUGUAAAGGGAUUGUCCCUUAUUAGUCAUACUAAGGAAGCUACAGAGAUAGAAGUAACAAAAGAAGUGGAAUCUUUGGUAGAAAAAGCUUUACUUCAGACAGCCGCAAGCUCCUACUUUCGUACCAAUCAGGUUUUAAGGAAAUGUGUCAGUGGUAGUGUUCAGGAGGGCUGUGAUUUUCAUAUGACAAACAAUAAUGCUAAGCUAAGGAAAAUGUGGGCAUUAGUGGCAGAAGAAAGUUCACUGACGGACAGCUUGAAUGAUAUUAAUACAAAAAUAAGCAAAAUUAAGGCGAACUUAUGCACCUUGUCCAAUGAAUCUUUCCAGAUUACGAAAAGAUUGGAUGAGGUGCGAUUUCUCAAAAAUCAGCUCUUGAGUAAUUCUCAGUGUAAGUUUCAUCCAAAUUUCCAGCUAUGA